Messenger RNA from Myotis myotis, 2582 nucleotides. It is a transcript of the gene CUNH17orf75, whose product is annotated as chromosome unknown C17orf75 homolog. Gene Ontology annotation, cellular component: trans-Golgi network. NCBI's taxonomy places the organism in Eukaryota, Metazoa, Chordata, Mammalia, Chiroptera, Vespertilionidae. The record is from RefSeq and is a predicted model, not a curated record. Bases 66 to 1253 code for a protein of 395 amino acids. The transcript is spliced from 10 exons.
CCGAGGACUGUCCGGCCGCGGGGGAGCGGUUUGGCGGGGACACAGGGCCGCUCGGAGCCGCCGCGAUGCUCCCCUCCUUGCAGGACUCGCUGGAUGGGGAGGAGAAGGAGCUGGAGAGCAGCGAGGAGGGCGGCUCCGCGGAGGAGCGGAGACCCGAGCCGCCGCCUAGCAGCCACUACUGCCUCUACAGCUACCGCGGAAGCAGGUCGGCACCACCGAGAGGGGACAGCGAUGACGGAAGCCCAAGUGGCACAAAUGCAGACACGCCCUCUGGUGACGACUUCAGCCUCUCCCUGGCGGACACUAAUCUACCAUCUGAAGUGGAGCCAGAGCUGCGCAGUUUCAUAGCUAAGCGUCUUUCUAAGGGAGCCGUCUUUGAAGGGCUGGGUAAUGUUGCAUCUGUGGAGCUGAGAAUUCCAGGUUACCGGGUUGGUUGUUACUACUGCCUUUUCCAACAAGAAAAACUGCUUCCUGAAUCAGCAAUGGACUCUGAACAUAACCCUUCAGAGUACGUGGUCUGUUUUUUAGGAGGGUCUGAAAAAGGACUUGAGCUUUUCAGGCUUGAAUUGGACAAGUACAUUCAAGGGCUGAAAAAUAACAUGAGCUGUGAGGAAAGGGGCCUGGAGAACCACGUAAAGUCCUACCUGAGUAGCUGGUUUGAGGAUGUCGUGUGCCCGAUCCAGAGGGUGGUUCUUCUCUUUCAGGAGCAGCUUACCUUUUUGCUACACGCUGCUCUGAGUUAUACUCCUGUUGAGGUUAAAGAAUCAGAUGAAAAAACAAAGAGAGACAUUAACAGGUUUCUGAGUGUGGCCAGUCUUCAAGGCCUUAUUCACGAAGGCACCAUGACAUCUUUGUGCAUGGCCAUGACGGAGGAGCAGCAUAAGUCUGUGGUCAUUGACUGCAGUAGUUCCCAGCCUCAGUUCUACAACGCAGGAAGCAACCGAUUUUGUGAGGAUUGGAUGCAGGCUUUUUUGAAUGGUGCUGAAGGAGGUAACCCUUUUCUUUUUCGACAAGUACUGGAGAACUUUAAACUAAAGGCCAUACAAGACACAAAUAAUUUGAAGAGAUUUAUCCGACAGGCAGAAAUGAAUCAUUAUGCUUUGUUUAAAUGUUACAUGUUCCUAAAGAACUGUGGUAGUGGAGAUAUCCUUUUGAAGAUCGUUAAAGUGGAACAUGAAGAAAUGCCCGAAACCAAAAAUGUGGUAGCCGUCCUUGAAGAAUUUAUGAAAGAAGCUCCUGCCCAAAGUUUUUGAGCGCAUUUUGAGAGAACUGGAUUGUGAAGCAUAUUCCAGCGUUGGUGUUUGAAAUUACAGUUGUUAUAAAUUGUCAUAGGAUUGCUAUUUAAGAUGAUUUGAAACGCAUUGUGUUUUUUCAUUUUGUAUUUUUAAAAUUUAACAUAAUUUGACAUGAAAAUCUGAGGAAUGUCUUCAUUGAAUCCUAGAUAGAUGUGUGUUGAGAGUUGUGAACUUUUAGUACAUUGCUGGUCCCAUAAAUUCUAGACUUCAGGGAGUUGUUGCUUAAAAAACGUCAGAGGUGAUUUUGUGCUUCUCUCGGGAGUGUGCUGCAGUAUUUAGCAACCUUUGCUCUCAGAAAAAUCAUAAUACUUCUUUCUCAAAAUGUACUCCUCGUCUUAGGACAGAUUAGCACCAUGACCCUGUUUCAAAGAGAUCUGUGCAUUCUAUGGGUGCUUGGUAGUUUUUUGUCUGAUUGAUAAUGGCAUGGACGAUGAAGCUAGCUUUUAAGUCGAUAUGCAAAUAAAUCUUAAGUGUGUAAAAAAUUAAACGAACUUUAAAAACUGAUGCACUAGCUUCAAGAUCAAACAUUAUCUCUGAUGGAAAGCUACUGGAGAGGUGGCCCCCAUCACUUUUCUUCAUUUGUUCACAGGUAUUAGCCAAGAGCCUGUAUUUUCUUUUUUCUUACAUAUGAAAAUGCUGAAGUUUUUAAACAGAGUUUAAAUAAUUUGAAGAGAUUUAUCCGACAGGCAGAAAUGAAUCAUUAUGCUUUGUUUAAAUGUUACAUGUUCCUAAAGAAUACAUUUUACAUGCAAACUAUAACAUAAAGAACACAGAUUCUUCAUAUCAGAGUUACCCACUGAUUUUUAGUUUUUUGUAGUUUGUUUUCAAGCCUCAUUGUUUUACUCUGAAUCAGUUAAAAAUGCCCUCAGCUAAAAACGCUUCUAAUUCCCGUGGAAGCCAAUUGUAGCUACACACAUUGCCCUUUGUUCUGUGUAGCUCUUUAAUAAAUCCAUUUGAUAAUGAUUUUUGUUUAGAUGAUCGGAAGUCUUGUGUUCUCACUGCCCUCAGGAUGCUUGGAGGGACACAAGUUCGUAAAAAUUGUCUCCUAAACUCAUAUAAAUUCACAUUAAGUGCUGAGUGUUAACUUUCAAAAUGACUGACAUUGGCCUGCUUUGUCUUCUACAGAAGUCGAGGGACAUGACUCACCCAGCCAUUUCUUUUCCUUUAAUGAGAAAUACAAUUCAGGAUCUUCAUAAAGGCUUUCAUAUGGUUUUAAACUUUAAUAACUUGGAUUGUAGGCAGUGCAGAAAAAAAAAAAUCCAAGUAGCAUUUUUAUAGCAUUAAAUU